Messenger RNA from Erigeron canadensis, 768 nucleotides. RefSeq lists its product as uncharacterized. Lineage: Eukaryota; Viridiplantae; Streptophyta; Magnoliopsida; Asterales; Asteraceae. The transcript is spliced from 3 exons. The record is from RefSeq and is a predicted model, not a curated record. Bases 1 to 768 code for a protein of 255 amino acids.
AUGGCUUCCUCAACCACUAUCAGGUCACUCCUCCUCCGCCUCCCGAAACCAGCCGUCGUUCCACGCGCCACACCUCGCCGUUACUACAGUACUGUUGGCAGUAGUUCCGGUCACCGUACUGAUACUGCUGCAGCAGAUGCAUUGUCUUCUUGCAGCAUUGCUGAAUUUCAGGGACCAGUUGGUCGUUUUGUUAAUUCAUUGAAGAUAUCAAAUGUCAUGAUUUCAGAUACGAUUUACCCACACACACCAACCAGGAAUCUGAGAUGGUCACUGAACUUGAUGAAUACUGCGCACACACCACCAGGCAGAAAACCUCUUCGAAGGUUUAUCAAAACUUCGCUCCGUGGCAGUGGCUGGGAUGUAACGGAGACUGCCCAAACCCUGCUCAUUUACCGAGACAUGCGUAAACUCAAGCAGGAUGUUAAGGUCUGGGUUGAAGAAGGCACUAAACUCACAGAGUAUGAAGAUGUCUGGGUCGAGAAUGGCAAGAUCGUUAGUGAGGAGGGACCAAAGGUGCUAGGCUAUCUUUUAGAAAGGGAUGUUUUUGGGAUCGAGUUAUCACGCACUGUAUACCUAAAUCCAUCUGUGACUCCCUUCAUGAAACCGGAAGAAUUAAAGAGAUCAGAGUCCACUGAGAUGCCAUAUCCGUGUCUCUCUUCAUCAAACAUGAAAGAGAAAAGGGAUUUGAAGGCAAGGAUUGUGUUAAACUGUACACCGCGAGGAUUGGAUUUCCAGGUGAUGUCUAUAAGACGAACGAUAUCAAGAUAG